Molecule: messenger RNA, 2786 nt
Organism: Morone saxatilis (striped sea-bass)
Lineage: Eukaryota; Metazoa; Chordata; Actinopteri; Moronidae
Gene: chac2
Product: ChaC, cation transport regulator homolog 2 (E. coli)
Exons: 3
Coding region: 203-769 (188 amino acids)
Biological process (GO): glutathione catabolic process
Cellular component (GO): cytoplasm
Molecular function (GO): gamma-glutamylcyclotransferase activity; glutathione specific gamma-glutamylcyclotransferase activity
Source: RefSeq, a predicted model, not a curated record
AGCUAAAGCCCCCCCAACCCCUCGGGGCAGGUCCUUAAUGAGCGCGUUUGAACUGCCAUUACCUCCGCUGUUACAGGUGUACAUGCCAAUCAUUAUAAUGUUAUGACCACUGUUAUAAAGUAGCUGUCAGACCUAAAACGUUGUCCGGCUCUAACCGUCCAUUGCAGUCGUCAAGGUACCGGCGUUAGCUUAACGUCUUAUCAUGUGGGUAUUCGGUUACGGGUCUCUCAUAUGGAAGGUGGAUUUUCCUUAUGAGGAAAAAAGAGUUGGCUUCAUAAAAGGCUUCAGCCGUCGGUUUUGGCAGGGCAGCACCGACCACCGUGGUGUACCGGGGAAGCCUGGCCGGGUUGUGACACUGGUGGAGGAUCCUGAGGGAUGCGUUUGGGGCGUCGCCUACAAGCUGCCGACGGGCCGGGAGCAGGAAGUGAAGAGCUACCUCGACUACAGAGAAAAAGGUGGUUAUCAGGUCAUCACGGUGACCUUUCACCCCCGUCCACCACUCACUCCGCCGCCCAACCAGGCGCUGCUGUACAUAGGCUCUCAGGACAAUCCAGACUACCUCGGCCCCGCCCCUCUGGAGGAGAUAGCCAACCAGAUCGUCAGCUCUACCGGUCCAAGCGGGCAAAAUACGGAGUACCUGUUUGAGCUGGCUGAUGCUGUGAGGACAAUUCUGCCUGAGGACUCAGACGCACACUUGUUUUCUCUAGAAACGUUAGUGAGGGAAAGACUAAACAAAGGGCAGAAACACUCACACACUCAAACAGGUUGAUUGUGAUUAGAUAAUACGACUUGAUCAAUGAUAUAUAGCAGGUUGGAUAGCUGUCAAAUAAUCUCAGGGUUCAAGGUACACGUAGGGCCAAUAAGGAUAUUUGUCGGGUAUGGAAAAUAUGUUGACAAGGUCUGUUUGUAUCCGUUAGUGUCACACUGCAAAGAUAUGUGAAGAAAAUGUUACAUUACACAGCAAUUAAUAAUAAUAUAACAAUACAAUAAUAAUGUAUUGAAAGCUGCUUCAAAAUAGUACAAAUGACAAAUACAUAAAGGUAUUGUAUCUAAACUACAUGUUGAGUGAUUGCAAAUUAUGCUUUGGAUAAACAUGUAGAUUUAGUCCCUCCCUCCCACAUUCAAACGCACUACGGCCGAAUGUUUCAACGAAUAAAUACUGUAUCUGCAUUCACAGAUACAUGUGUUGUGAGAGUAGUUCACUCAUACAUUUUAGUAAGUAUGAGUGAACUACUACAGUUUAACACUCAAAAAACGUUGCAAAUCUACCUCACCUGGACUGUGUGGGUGUGGUUUGAUCAGAUAUGUUUAACAAUGGGAUUGUUGGCAACAAUAGCAAACAACCUUAUAACUAUGUUGCCAAAUCCAGAUUGGUGCAUGGAAGUAUUUUGCAUUGCUUUUUUUCCAUCUGAGCCCCACCCACUUUAUACCAAUGAGAGUGCAGAGAAUCACAACUUGGAAAAAAAAUCUCUCAAAAGAAAUAACCAAAACUCGUAUCAACUUUGAAAAAAAAGUUGUGUGUUCAUGAGUUUGUUGCUCAACACAAAGCCCUGACUGAGAAAACCUUGGCUUACGGACUUAAAAAUAUCUCAUUUGGAUGGGUCUGAGUCAUCCUUCUCACCUUUUUCAGCCAGCAGUCAGUUCAUAAUUUGGUCCAGACAGAGAUAUCUCAACAACUACUGGAUCGAUUUCCAUGAAAUUUGGUACAGACAUUCACUCCGGAGCAUGAAUCCUUCUGACUUUAACAAAAUAGCACUACUGUACAUGUACUGAAUAGGCUCAAAAUCACGUUUGUAAUUCCUUAACAUUAGCUCGAAUCACCAUCAUCAAAAUCUUACGGUUAAUGACAUUUCCAUCAACCUCAACUGUACUUUAUGGUAAGCACUAAUUAGCAAAUGCUAGCAUGCUAACACGCAAGAUUGUGAACAUGGUAAACAUUAUACCUGCUAAAUAUCAGCAUGUUAGCAUUUUGCUCAAAGCAACGCUGUGCCGAAGUGCAGCCUCAGCAUGACUGUAGACUCUUAGUCUUGUUCUUAUCAUACUCUGGUUAACACUACAUCUCCAUGUAAUGUAGUAGAUCGCCUUUUAAAUAUAAGAUUACCAUUUCAUUCAGAUAAUUGAGUCUCCAUACUGAUUUUAUUGGGCUAACCUGGAUGAUUCAAAUGGUUUAAAAAAGGAGAACACGGUUUGCCAGAUAAGUUAUAACACUGUUUUUAGUCUCUGAAACAAAACCUAUUUUUGUUGAAUAUUAGGUUUAUGGGCAUCAUUAGUCAUGCCCAAAAACCUAUUUUGGAAGGCAUUAUCUUAACUCUUUCUAAAGUUGAUUGUCUAACCAGAUAGUUCUGCUUUGGUAAAUGCCCUCUAUCUCUCUUCCUGAUAUUCCAGACUGUACAUACCAGCUUUGCCUUUUCUCAUUCUGCCAACAUACGUAUCAGCACAGUGAGCAUAUCCAGGUCAACAGCAGUGCAUCAGAAAAGAAUCAACACGCAGAAUAAAAAUGGUGACAGAUGUAUCUGUGAUCCUGUCUUUCUUAAACAUACACUGUAUGUUUACACUGAAUCUGUUCUGUAGCAGCAUCUGUACAGCAUAACGCACAAAAACUAUCCGUGCAGAAACAAACAUCUGAUCUACAUUUUAUCUCCGUCUCUGUGCUGAACAUAAUCUUCUGUGGAUAGCUAUGUGAUGUGGAUGUAUGCAGAUAAAACUGUAGGUAUUUUACGUGAUGACUCAACCCUGGCAAACAUACAGCAUGCCACACUCUUCCUCUCUAAAAUAAAACACAUCUC